This is a messenger RNA of Aaosphaeria arxii CBS 175.79, 1041 nucleotides long. RefSeq lists its product as uncharacterized. Lineage: Eukaryota; Fungi; Ascomycota; Dothideomycetes; Pleosporales. The record is from RefSeq and is a predicted model, not a curated record. The transcript is spliced from 2 exons. Bases 1 to 1041 code for a protein of 346 amino acids.
AUGUCUGGCGUCCUGGAAGCUUGGGAAAAAUCACAUUAUCUAUCCCUCACGCUCUGGGAUAUUGACCUUCAAUUCCAAAAGGCCAAUGAAGCUUAUGAAGAUUGGCUGAGUACACAACGUCGCCGCAGAUCCUCGAAAUGGGAUUGUUUUGGAAUCAGUGGAAAUAACGAUGAAGACGAAUUACAACGAGCGCUAUGUCUUGGCCGUCGCGUCAAGGAAUUCAUGGAGAAGGGAAUCGAGGCAUUCGGCACACGCUUCGAGAAAGGCGAUUCAAAAUGCAAUGCCAUCGUCUCUGCACAGCUAACGCGCGCGCAACAUGAAAUCCACGCUGCGCUUCUCAACCAUUCACUAUCCCGCACACCUGCCGGGAUGAUGCCUUUCGACGACAUACUGACAGCCGCGAAAGCCGUUCGCCGAACAUGUCUACAGGCAUUGCGCGACCAAUUCACGCGCCUGCAAUCGCCUCCUAAGACCGCAGCCAUGCUCCCUCUUCCACGAUUCAACAUGGAUUUCUGCCCUUUUGCAUCGCAGAUCCAAAGGGACCGCUUGUCCUCGUUCUCUACCAAGAAAGCCCAACCGUAUGACCGACACGAUGAACGCGAGGUUUGUCCCUGCUGCGCUGCUGUCAUUUCGGUUUCCAAACACAGCGGCCUUUCCCAGUACCGACAAAUCCUCUUCAAAUCUCACCUCGCACCGAACACCAAUUCUUCCGAGGCCGGCACUACAUUCGCUUGCACCAGCUGCUACAAGACCUUCGACGACUCCUUCGGCUUCCUAGAUCACGUCUACCAGAAGGAGAUUGGCAGCGACAAGAGCUGCCAGAUGCGACAAACCUUUAGCCGUGAUAGCUCGGCAUUCAGCAUCAAGUCCGGAUCGACCGAUAGUGACCCCGCCGUGGUCGAGCGAUGCCUACGCAGCUGUUUGCGACGAGAAUUGGCAAGGCAGCGAACGAUUCUGCAGAGAACCAAGGAGCUCGAGAACCCGGUCGUCAAGCGCGACAUCAAGCGAGACUCCAUCAUGUCGAAUACAGCAAUCGCAUGA